AUGAUGAAGUUUGCCUGGGACAACUACAAGCGCUACGCCUGGGGGAAGAAUGAGCUGCGGCCUUUGACCAAAAACGGGCACAUUGGCAACAUGUUUGGCGGCCUCAGAGGAGCCUCCAUCAUCGACUCACUGGACACACUUUACAUUAUGGGACUGAUGGAAGAAUAUAACGAUGCCAAGGAGUGGGUGCAGACCAGCUUGGACCUAAACUCUAACGGCGAGGCAUCACUCUUUGAGGUGAACAUCCGUUACGUUGGCGGCUUGCUGUCGGCCUACUACCUGACAGGAGAGGAGUUUUACAAGAAAAAGGUGGUGGAGCUGGGAGAGAAACUGCUGCCGGCCUUCAACACGCCGACAGGAAUCCCCAGAGGAGUCAUCAACCUGGGGAGCAGUGGCACCAGUUGGAGCUGGGGCUGGGCCUCAGCCGGGAGCAGCAUCCUGGCUGAGUUUGGGACCCUCCACCUCGAGUUCGUCCAUCUGUCUGAGCUCUCCAGGAAUCCAAUCUACACGGAGAAGGUGAUGAACAUCAGAAAAGUACUGAACAAGAUUGAAAAGCCACACGGCCUGUACCCCAACUUCCUCAGUCCUGUCAGUGGCAACUGGGUCCAACAUCACGUCUCCAUCGGGGGCCUCGGGGACAGUUUCUACGAGUAUCUGAUCAAAUCAUAUCUGAUGUCAGACAAGUCGGACGACGACGCAAAGAAGAUGUACUACGGCGCGCUGGAGGCGAUUGAAGCUAACCUGGUGCAGAAGUCCCCCGGCGGUCUGACCUACAUGGCAGAGUGGAGGGGGGGGAUCCUGGACCACAAGAUGGGCCACCUGGCCUGCUUCUCCGGGGGCAUGAUCGGCAUCGGGGCGGACGAUGGAGAGCCGGAGAAGAGGCAGCACUACCUGGACCUGGCUGCUGAGAUCACACACACCUGCCACGAGAGCUACACCCGCUCAGCCACCAAACUGGGCCCGGAGGCGUUCCGAUUUGACAGCGGAGGAGAAGCCACGGCCACCAGACUGAACGACAGAUACUACAUCCUCCGCCCAGAGGUCAUCGAGAGCUACAUGUACAUGUGGAGGCUGACCCAUGACCCCAAGUACAGAGAGUGGGGGUGGGAGGCUGUUCAGGCGCUGGAGCAGCACUGCAGGGUGGAGUCCGGCUUCUCGGGGAUCCGUGACGUUUACACCCUGACAGCGAGCCACGACAACAUGCAGCAGAGCUUCUUCCUCUCAGAAACACUCAAGUAUCUGUACCUGCUGUUCUCUGAUGACGACCUCCUCUCUCUGGAGGACUGGGUCUUCAACACAGAAGCCCACCCGCUGCCCAUCAUCCGCAGGAGCUGCCUGGAGGACCCGGCCCCACAGGACAAGACGGUCUCCGAAUAGGACUGAACUCCAACCACCACAGAGACAUUUGCACAGUUCAUGUGCACACACACAGAUUUCAAUGCCGGUUCAGUCUUUUCAGGAGCGGGACUCUCAAUUCCUUUCCCGUGAAGGAUGUCGUCGUUUUACGCUGUGAUUGUAUAUCCUUUCGCCGGGGUUACUUCCUGCUGGCCCGUCUUUUUUGUGGACAAUCAAGACAAACAUGACUUUCAUGAAAAGAGCACCUUUUUCUUUCCUUCUUUCCUCUGUGAGGAAACCAGUAUAACUUGCAGACCCAAAUGUAAUGGGAGGAGGGUUGAACUACGGGCCAUAUUGUCAGAAAGAGAGAGAAACGUAUAGAAAACCACUUUAAGUUUGUUGUUUUCUUAAUUUUUAGUGAUGAAUAAUUUCCUGUUUUUUUCUCGUCAUAGCGUUUUUUCCUUUGUGAGUACACUCUUUGACCAAAGGUUUCUUUGCAUUUCUAUUUCCCUCUUUUUCCAGUAAUGUGUUUUUCGUGAGAGUCGACAGGAAGUUAAAUGAACGAGGAUUGAAUUGUAAUGAAUAUUGAUUAAUGUACAGACAAACAUGAAAUGUGAUUCUCAGAUCCACUUCCAAACUAAUGUUGAUGUCAUGGUUCUUACUGAAACAAGCUUGAAUGAAUUUCUUAACAGUUCGGGGGUGUCAGGAUAGGGGCCGUGUCUUAUGCAUCCAGUGACCAUUGUUUUUUAAAUGAUAUUGGGUUGAGUUUCCACUGUGUGCUUGGGUUAUUUUGUGCACAGGACAAUGCUUUCUCAGUCCUCUCAGCCUUUCAAAUCAAAGUAACAAAUGGAGUACUGUCAGUUCUGUAGCUGUAAUGCACAACAUCAUGGAAGAAAAACACUUCCCUGUCCGGAUCCAAAUGUGUUUUCCUGUUUCUGUUGUAGUUCUGCUUCACCCUGCCUUUACAUGUGAAUCCAUACAGCUGGUUUCCAUCACUGUUCUUUCAUCACUGCUGCCCCCCCACAGUGUGGAGCGAAUGUGCUGUACAUACAGAUGAAGUGAGUGACCCUAGUAUGAGCUUUUCUUGAUUUAAUGUGGUUUGUUUUUCUUAACUUCAGUGGUUAUUUGUCUGGGUUCUCUUUUGAUUUGCUUCCCUCAGGUGUUUCAGUAAAAAAAAAAAAAAAGGAAACUUACUUUAAGUCUAGUUAUUGCUGAUAUUAAUUAUUGUUAUUACUUAUUCUUACUGUUUGAUUUAACUUUCAUUGUUGAAUAUUUUCAAGUACUGAUAAAAAAGACCUGUGCAACUUUGUACAUUUAAAACAA
This is a messenger RNA of Gymnodraco acuticeps, 2658 nucleotides long. Its product is annotated as mannosyl-oligosaccharide 1,2-alpha-mannosidase IA. Lineage: Eukaryota; Metazoa; Chordata; Actinopteri; Perciformes; Bathydraconidae. Gene Ontology annotation, cellular component: extracellular exosome; endoplasmic reticulum; Golgi membrane. The record is from RefSeq and is a predicted model, not a curated record. Gene Ontology annotation, biological process: carbohydrate metabolic process; N-glycan processing. Gene Ontology annotation, molecular function: calcium ion binding; mannosyl-oligosaccharide 1,2-alpha-mannosidase activity.